UUCGACAUUUAGUUUGGGAAGCGACCGUGUACAUUCAGCAGACAUACGCUUAUUCUGCCAUAUCGAUAGAAAGGGAGAAUGUAUUCAGUGGAAAAUUCUUUUACUUUGUUCGCGCUAGCAAGAUAGCGAAGUGCACUAAUAAGAAAAUCAUAAAUUUUUCGCAAAACUGCAACAAGUUCAGAUUUUUUGAUACAACAAUAGUGUUAUCUGUCUCAUGGAUUAUUGUUAAGCAUUGAUUGCCAAUGAAAACGCAGAAAAACAUUUACGAAUCAAGCCACAAACAAGGAAAAGGUGUGAUAUAAUCAAAUGAAUUUAAGACUGGUAAUUCAGAGGUAUCUGGUAGCAUUAAGGCUCGACGGACAUCAGCACAGUGGUGAAAUUUCGAUAAGAAAUCUUCCCAUCUAUCCCACCAUUCUUGAAUGCAGCUAUCGAAAACAAGCAAAGUCUUCGAACAAGUGUUUAGAUUUCGUGAAACAUCUAUCAGUUUUGACGAAGUUGAAGAAGUGUAAGAUUAAAAAAAAACUAAGAAUGUAUCUGAUUGUGUGAAAAUCAGGAAGCAAUAAAAAAGCAUACUAGCAUACAUCUAGAGAAGGGAGAACGAAAGAGCGAAAAGCUGAAUCAAAGUGCAACCUCAAGUGCAUCAUAGCGCAGCUGUGAUGUGAAGAAAAGAUUCGCCUAUGUGUAGUAAAUAAAAAUGAAAAAUCUUGGUCACAACAAAGAAAAUAAAAGUACUGAUGUGUUCAGGAAACGGAAAACCGCAAGAUAAAAAGUGUUGUAUAAUCGGCGGAUAGUGAGACGAAAAUAUAGUAAAAUUAAUAAAAAAAAAAAGUUAAGCAAAAAUAUAAUAAUAAAGAAAAAAAAUACAAGAGUGCGGCUACAUCUAUUGAAGUGUAAGGUUCCGAAUGUGUGUCAUUUCGCGUCGCGAUUGAUGUGCAUGUGAUUCCUGAUGUUGGUGAAAAAGUUUGUAAUGCCCAUGCUUAGAAUUAUGGCUGUUAUUGGCGAUUAUAGCAAGAACACUUACUGACGUCUUUCAAAACGGCAUAACGACACAACUGCAACUUGAUCGGAAAGAUCAUUUUAUGCAUCGUAAAGUGUUCGGAAGUCAACGAUAAGUAAAAAGGCAGUGCAAACGAGUGCGUGUUUUUAAUAACAAAAAAAAAUUGUCAUCGUGAAACAUCUGAUUCACAUAAACGGAAGCCUUAGUGUAUAAACUAAACGAGAGGAGCAUUCAGAAAAUCUCAAAAUUGAACCAUCAUAUAAAAAAGAUGAACAUUGAUCCCUCAAGCAACACUGAUAAUUCGGAUAAAUCCGUCAGCACCAACACUACGACGCCCUCGGUUUCGGCUACAAAUGUUUGCACGGAAGAAGAUGAAGAAUCGACAUUGGUCGAAGUUUCACCUUCAUCAUCAUCUUCACCCACGACCGUAUCAUCGUUUUCGCCGUCAACAAGAUCUUGCAGCACCGGGGAAGAUGUAGUCGAGUCCAAUUCGAAUGUUUCUUUUGAGGCUGGACUUAUGCCAACAGCAGCGAUGACGGAGAAUAGCGCAACCUGUCUUACUGACUCAGUAGUUUCGUCCGAAGCCAGUACAGUGGCAUUAAUUGAGGGUGUAACUACUAAUCAACAUACACAACAGUCACUAUUAGUGCCACAAGAAGUGGCGGAGCAGGAUGUGAACGUAGUAAAUUCAAGAAACCUUCCAAUACAGUCCUCGUCAUCUCUAUCAACUCCGUCCUCGUCAGAAGAAUAUGAUGCAGAAUCUGCAACUACGAUCAAUACUAAAGAACCUUUGAAUCAAACCAGCGCCAUUAUCAAAAAUAAUCUCAACGACAGUUGUAGUGAAGCAGCAACUAGUGGACAACCAAAAUACCCGAUUCCAUCGGGUUCUGGUAACAGAUCUCUCUUGCCAGAAUCGAUUGGAAUUGCUGGACAAACUGAACAAGCUGACGAAGAUAAACGUGAAGUGAUGAACAACCAAGCACCAAUAGAGAUAGUACAAAUCUUUCCCUCCACCAAAGUAACCCCAUCCUCUGCGUCCUCUUCCUCAUCAUUGGCGUCCAAUACAAGUACACCAACGGCGUCCUCGACCUCAACGUCACCUUCCGUUUCGCCCCUGGCAGCUGACCAACAAAAUAAUACUACAUCAUCCACCAGUAUCGCCAUAGUCAGCACCCAAUUGCCCAAUGUUCAAUUGGAGGCCGAAUCUCUGAAAACGGAAGAAUGUAAAAUUACGAUUGGUUGUCCCAUGGAACACUCAAAUCCGGAACAAGAAGUGCCGCAGCUAAUCCAUCCUUGUGACGACAGUUACCGGCAGUCAUCUUCACCUCCACAAUUACAUAGUAGUCUAAAAAAAUACAAACGAGGAGAGCAAUUCGUCAAAGAAAAGCGCAAAGUUUCGUUUCCAAAAGAUUCACUGCUUAUAACCGGAUACUUGGAACCAAUUGAUCCAUGGGCAUGUGUAACUGUCAUCAGUGCGAAAGAGUUGGUUGAUCGGUAUAAAAAAUCCUGCUUAAAACAUUCUACCAAACCAUUGACGGUUAUUUUAGAUCAUUUAAAAGAAUUGGAUCUAACACUUUGUCAGCGAGUCCCUCUUCUUUCACUAAGAGAUCUAAAUCUCGAUCAGAGCUCAUGUGAGGCACUAGAAGAAGUCUUCAAACGAGUCCAAUACCGUUGCAUCAAUGCAUCGCAUGCUGGCCUUGACGAUAACAGUGCCAGCGUAUUAUUUGAUAUGAUUGAGUAUUACGAGGCAGCAAACGAACUCGAUAUUUCUGACAACCUCAUGAUGACAAACAAAAGUUGGCUGUCAUGCAUAAACAUGAUUAAAAAGAGUCAAGCUCUUAACAUACUUAUUGCUCGUGGUCCGGGUAUAUCCGAACAUCACGCCAUGAACCUUGCAAAGUCCUUAAAUGGUUCUGCUUUACAUACGCUGAAACUGGAACAUUGCGAACUAUCGCAACGACCACUGGCAACACUAUGUAAUAUUCUAAGGCGAAACACAGUAUUACGAGAGCUAUCGUUGGCCAACAAUCAACUUACAUGGGAGGAUGCCAAGAGCAUUGCGGACUUGUUGAGAUCGAACUACUACAUACAAUUAUUAGACAUUUCAAAUAACAAUAUUGGGGACAGGGGUGUGGAAUAUAUAGUGACUGCAUUGAUCGAACAAUCUAUCUACCUGAAAACUAUGCAGGAAACCAAAAGCAAAGCCGAAUUUAAUUUCUCUGACUUAUCCAGCAGUCUGAACAACAUACACAACAACAAAAACUAUUUUCCAAACACAUUUGGCAAAGCAUCCCACCUUCAUCAGCACAGAGGGAAACAAAUUUGCGAAACUGCUGCACCCGUCAAGUCAGCAGCAACUACAGAAAUUAUUGCAGAAUCAGCACUUGCACCGGCAUCUGCACCAGUGAUUGUGACUCCGAUGACCCCACCACCGACACCAGCACUACCAAUAAUCAAUACGCCGCCGGAUGAAGUGUUCCUCAUCACAGUUUCACCGACGACAGGAAAGCAUGAAAUUCCAGCUUCUUCGCAGAUGGUCGAAGAUCUGAAAGAUGAGGCACCUCCUAUGUUGGACUUAACAACUUCCGACACGAUUCAAGAUUUGGAACAGACGGAGAUCAUAAGUACAAAUAAUGAUAGUGGUUUUCAUAGUAGCCUUUCUACUGAAAUUGAAAAAAACAAUAAUGGUAAUGGUAAUAACGCCGAAGUGUUAACAGAAAAGCUACUCUUCGAAGAACUCGCGGAACUAGAUAACCCUAAAAGCAUCGUUGAGGGAAAAGGAUUGACGUUAAUAUCGGGUGAACUAAACGAACCCUUCAAACAAGAAAUCGAUGCUACAGAACAGAAAGCCAUCAAUGACAGUGCUGUGGAUGUUAGUUUGCCAAAGGAUAUAACUGCUAACGUCGAAGAAGACAGUGGUGGUGGAGUUGAUUCGGUGUUGUUGAAUAUCGAUGUUAACACUGAAGAUGCUAAAAGUCCCAAGAAGGCAAGGUUAGCUAAACAGGACAGUGUUCUGAGUGAGUUUGAAACGUGUAUGCCUGAACUUAUGCAAAUGAAUGUUGAACCACAGUUAACAGAACAACAGGACAAAAAGCCAGAUCCAAUGGAAGAAGAUUUACAAGAAGCGUGUGAAGAUUAUGAUGAAGACGAAGUGAGUCUUAAAAUUGUUGAAGAAACACUCCAAGUAGAUAGGAACAUAAAUAACAACAGCAAAGAUCGUCUCAUAACCAAAGAUGAUACGGAAAGUACAAAACCAAUAAAGGCGGAAAACGAUGAUAGUGCCCCAGCAACACCGUUGGUUCCUGUUAAAAAAGAUGAACUUCAACUGUAUCUGGAGAAGUCACAAAGGCAGGAAGAAGAAACCAAUAAUCUAGAUAGUUCAUUGCAUAAAACGAAAGAAGCCGUCAAAGAUAACAAGUUAGGUGAUAUCAUUCCAACCAUCGAAGGAAGUAAAAAGGAAAGCAAUCCGUUGAAAAUAGUCGAGGUGGGAACUAAGGAUAAACCAGUUUCGCGUUCGUUGGAGAGCACAUGUUCCUCAGAAUUUGAUAGCGCGUUCUUGAGCGGGGAUCGUCCACCAGUUUUCCCUAGUGAACGUUCUUUUAGCUCGGAAAGUCUUAACAGUGAAACUUCUGUAGACUCAAAUGAUUCUAAAAGUAGUUUGAAAAUAAUUGAAUCAAGGUUUGCGACGAGAAAUGGAACAUUGGAGCGUCAACAAUCAAAUGCUAACAGGUUUGCUUCGCAUAUCGAUCAGCCGUUGUCGGUGCCCUCGGGUCUUCAGGUCCUAGUUCUAUGGAACAAUGAAAUCAGCAGAAAUUCGGCACGUCAUUUUGCUGAUCUAAUAGAGAACACUUCUACAAUGGAAAUCCUCAAUGUUGGAAGUAAUUUACUGUGCAAUGAUUUUAUUUCGACUAUCAAAACUAGCCUGAAAACUAAUAACAGUUUGACGAGUGUGGGACUACAAGGAACCCAUUUAUCAGAUAAUGGGGCCAAGGCAAUGGCCGAGGUUAUUGAGUUUGGCGGAAACUCAACCCUUCAAAGAAUUGAUUUGCGCAACAAUAAUGUGUUGGCUACAGGGUUAGAUUAUUUAAAUGAAGCUUUAAAAUCUAAUCGAAAUGUUACCCGAAUAGACCUCGACGAUGUUCCUCGUAGGAUAGUGGAUAACUCUCUUGAUGUCAGCCCAGAUUAUUCUCGUUUAUUGAAUAACAUUCGUGCCCAGUGUGAGAGAAAUAAGCAUCCACCAGAAACUUCAGAACCCAUCAGUACUUCUAUCAAACGCGUGAGAUCGUCUGUUCUUAGCGGUCGUAAAAUUUCUUUGACAUGUACGACAUCUAUAAGAUCAGCGCCGAAUACAUCGGUGGGUGAAAAGCACCACCAUCAUCUGCUGGAUCCGAGUAAAAAAGGUGCUGGUCGUUUGCGCUCUCCAUUACCAAGUCCAAUUCCAUCACCUGUAGCAUCUCCGGUGCCAAGUCCAUCGCGCAAUAGAUUCCAAGUGACACGUGUCGGCGAGCCUGCCGGUAUUUCUAGUAGCCUAACCAACAUAAGCCAUACUACGUCUACCUCGCCUUCGCCAUCAUCGACAGGCAGCUCGCCGACGCUCUUCUUUGCGGCUAAUUCGCGAUUUCGUGUUGUGACCGUUGAGGAACCACCGUCAUUAUCAUCCGCACCUUCGUCCGUAUCUAAUCAGACUACCGCUAGCGGAAGGGUCACAACUACUACUAUGUCCCCAUCGCCACUUGUAACAUGCAGUGGACACCAUCUCAGUCGAGCGCCACCAACUAAUAGUUGUUCUGCACCUGCAUUAUCGUCGUUUGGAACCUCUCCAAAGUCUAUGUCAUCACCGAUCGUACACUCGGUUGCGACAAAUACAACUUCACCCCUGGCGCUUACCCAACAACAACUACAAAUGUCACAACACUUCAUACCAUCGGGUUCUGUUAUAAGUUCCGUUUCAACAACACCAAAAACUAAACAUACAAGGUUACCUUCUUCGAGUAGUGUGUUGAACGAUUCGGUAAUAUCUUCUACUUCGAUCGAAAGUCCCGAUCUUGAGGUCAAAAAAUUCAUGAGUAGCUCCGCUGGCAUAAUGCAAAGUGGCACUGGAACAAUUAGACCAUAUUCCGCAGCUAUGGAUGAUAGUUGUUGUUCAUCCAUUAGCAGCAGCAUAGACUCAAUCGAUAAUGCACACUUCAACAACACUUCAAUUAGUUCCACGGAUGAAAGUUUCGAUCUAAUUAUCAGUUCACCAUCAUCAUCAUCGAUUUCCAUCGGUUCGGUUAGUACCGCUCCACUUGUUAAAACGCUGUCUUCCCAGCAAGAGGAUAGCACACUGAUUACCGCGCCGCAACAGCGAUCUACCCAACGAAGCAAGAUUCAGCAAGCCGGGCCGACAGCAAUUGCAGUAAAGGACACUCUUCAUAUUAGUGGCGCUAAUUUAGUAAAAACUAAAAACAACAGCUUGUCAAGUUUGGAGAUGAGCACUAGUUCACAGGAGUCGUUGUACGACGUACAGGAUAUAUCGUCCAUAUCUUCUCUCAGUGCUUCGUCGUCCCUUGCAUUGGGGACUAAUGCUAAGGUCUCACAUUCAGCCGUGAUCAGUGAAAAUUCAAACGAUAACACGCUUACGUCGCUGCAGAGUUUGGAUAAAGAAAAAACAGUAACUAUUAAAUCACCUGAUAAGCCAACACGUGUGAGAAAAACAUCUUGGAUUGCAUCGAUUGGAAGCUAUCCUAAGGCAGCUGAUAGCACAUCGUCCAUCGUAAACUCAGGUGGUACUAGCGGUACCAAUACUUCUACUACUACCACUACUAGUACUGGAUACUCUCCAGCAAUUGAAAAAUUGUUAUCGAUUUUUAGCCCCAGUAACCUUUUUUCCAGCAAGUCAAGUCCACCGAAUUCAGAAUGUGGAAACGUUCCAUCGAUAUCGAUGGGAGCAACAAACGUUGCAAACAAAGAAAAUAUCUCUGUCCCGCAACUUCCAUCGCGCAAAGAAAGUCCCAUGGGUGGAUUGUUUCAGUGGACUAACAAAUCAAACAAAGACGAGGAAAAGGUACUGAAGGUAAACAUUUCGCCGGAGAAUACAAUUUCUUCAAACCAAGUCCUUCAGGCAAGUCAUCAGCAACCAUCACCGCAACUGCCAGCAUUCAAUGUUCAAAACAUACCGAGUCAAAUUAAGGCCGAAAUGAAAGAAAAUAUUUCGCCAGAAAAUACGGUGACCAGUAAAUUGAUAGUUAACGCAUCUUCUCCUCAAUCGUCAACUGUGGCCACGGUUACUAGUACUGUUUCUCUACGCCCGAAGGUUGUAUUUCACCUAGGAGAUGAUUAUGAUGAUUCUGAAGACGACAUCGACACUCUGACAAGUAAAUUCGGUGGUGGGGGUGGUGGAGUUACAGCUACUUCAGUCAGUAGUAAUUUGGGCGGCGAUUACCACAAAUCCCAUCACCCGCAUCCAUCGACAUCGAUUCUUGGAACGAGCGCCGGUAGUACAACCACCAAUAGCAGUGGUAUCAGCAUCAGUAGUAAUAUGGCUGAAGGCUCUCCUUUACCACCAGAAACAUUACAACAACACUACACUAGUCAUCUCGGUCAGCUUGCACGAGACUCGCUGACGACAAUGUUUAAAAACCCAUCGCUCACGUCCCAGGAUUCAAUUCGGUCAAUGGAUUCGUUUACGGAAACGUCGUCAACAGAGCAGGCUUCAUCGACGACGACGACGACAACGAUUACCAGUAGUAGUAGAAGUUCAUCGCCAAAACGUCAUCUUCAUCAGAAUCAACUUCAUCAUCACUUCUCUCAACUUCAUCACCAGCAGCAACAGCAUCAGCAACCGCACUCACAAGGUUCCGGAAAUAACACCCAAACUCAGUAGCGUACAUGGGUUGAAAAAAUGUUCACUGUAGAAUGGUUAAUUUGAUUGAAAAAACAUGUUGAUUGUAAAUCUCGAGAUGGUACUUUGUAUUUUUUUUAAAUACGGAAAUGUUUCGAGUUGAAACUUUUAUUACUUAAUGAUGCAUUCUUUAUGAUAAAAAUAGUUUUUGUUGGCUAUUUUAAUUUCAUUUUAACUGUUUUGGCAUUUGUUUCCAUAAUCACUCCGACUGUUCCAAACUAAUCUAAACUGCAUAUUAUGUGGUUAUGGUUUUUCACCCAAUUUUCUUUUAAUUUUGUCUUAAUAGAGAAAUCAAUGUGCCUUCUUUUAAAUGAGAAUUAAGAAGAAGUUCUGAACGAAAACAGAAAAAAAUGAUGAUCGAAUAAUGACAAGCUAAGUACUUUAAACAAAACGUACUACUUAAUUCUGAAAUCUCGGUAAAUAGGUACUUAACUAUGCGAUAGAAAUUGUUGUUGCGUCGAUGAAUUUAGAGCUUUAUUGACCGAAAGUGCAUUUGGGGCUGAUGUAGUGAACUGUUCAUAUUUUGCACUGUUGAUUUUCAGAAAUCAGAAAUGCAGCUUCAGAGUCGGAGUUUAUAUAGACAUUAUUAAAAUUAUUCCUAUCAAACGAAGGACUCGAUGUGAUAAGAUAAACAUUUACAUCGAUUACAGAGGAAGUCAUUUUCGAGACACGCCUGCAAAAGAUAAAAUUCUAAAUUUUCCAAAACUAUCUGUCCACCGUGGCCCACUAGCAUUCAAUGGCGAUUUCUAGCAAUUAAAUCAACAGUGGAAAAUAGUGAACGAAAUAAUAAACUCAGAGACUGAUUUAACCACACAUUUUACCAACAGAUCCUUCCGAACUGUUUUUGAAAGUCGCGAAACCCGAAUACCGUAAGUUUAUUCUAAAGCAUCAGAUGCCGUAGCGUACGUUUCGAAAUAUUGAGUGAAUGUGUUUGAGAUUAAUUUGAGCAGUGUGAUAUCCAAACGAAUUGCUUUAUGUGGUACAAAACGAAAACUGGCAGGAGACAAACUUAACAGAAACAAAAAGGUGAUAGCAAAGGAAAGCGUUAAGGGGGGACAAAACAAAGGCAUAUGUUAAACUAGAGCGCGAUUUGUUGACUGGAAAUCUAAAUUGGAAGCAAAUAUGAAACAAUCGAGUAUUAGGUAAAGAAUCGUAUCGGCAACACCAGCAUGAAGAUAAAAGUGAUGAUAAAACAAAAAAAAACAAAAUGUUAUAAUAUAUCUUAACACUCAAUCAACGCCAUUGUGAUAUUAGUUUAUAAUCAACACAAUUAUUUUAUUAAGAUAAAACACGUGAGUAAUACUUUACAGCUAGCAAGAGGAACAAAUGAAUGAAUUGAAAAGAAAAUGAGAAGGGCAUGUCUGAAGCUUAAUUGGGCGAAUGAAGAAAGUUUCGGUUCAUCGAUGAACAAUUAUUUUUUUGUAAUAACUUGAAAAGGAAAAAAAAUAUCAAAGGAAGCAUUUACUAACAAGUUAGCUACUAAUUGAUUCAAAUACUCUAUCUAUUUUUGGAUACCUAUUAUAAAAAAAAUAAAAAACCAAUCAUAAACACUUUUCUCCCGUUAUCGAUAUUGGAUUUAUUAGAAAGGAUGCCUCUUAUGGAACCAAUGCCAAAAAAUUUAAUACUUUGAAACCCUAACUGGCUUAACCAACUUUAGUGAUAACAUAAUUUGUACUGUUUCAUAUUUAUAAAAUACAUAAAUUACCAAAGCGCAUUGCAAGUCAUGAUUUUCAUACGAACAACUAUCUCAGAUUAAUGCAAUCAACAUGUUUUUUUUUAUUAAUUAAUCGUUUGCAUUAGAAGUAUAUAGAUUCAGUAAACAAAUAGUCCGCUAACUAUAUGAGAUCACGUGUAGGAUGUUAGCAAAUGCGUCGAGUUUACUGGUACUGGAUCAGUUAGUACUUACGAUAGGUUUGUACUUCAUCUUACGAAUCCAACAAAAAAAAAAUAGAAGCAGGAGAUAAAAUUCUUCUGGAGCAGAAUAAAGGACACGUCAUCAUCAACAGUCAUUCUCAUGCUUUUAUUCAAACAACAAUACAAACUCAUUUGAGCUGCAAAUGAAAGUAGGAAAAUAGUUCAGCGUUAGUAGAAAAUAAUCAAUAAACCCUAACCAACAUUAUCCCAUAUGACUUUAAUAAAACAUAAAAAAGGAACAGUAAUAAAAAGUCGCAUACAAAUCACACAAAAACUCACACAGUCAGAGUGGCGGCAGUUACCUUAUCAUUUAUCGCAGAUUUUAUUUUUGUUUUUCGAUGAGUUCGCACAACAGCGAUGCUAAUCGUUUGAGGUACACCUUGCCGGAUUGUCCGCUUUCAUUCGGACUUGCCCGGAUAUUUUAUUCAAAACUUGGGAAAGUUAAAUCAAAAUAAACAUGAACGACUUUUGCGAACCUAAAAAUACGAUUUUUCUUCCAGAAUUUCAUUGAAGAAUUCCUUGGUUUAGCCCAGGCAUGUCAAACUGGCGUUUUGCAUACGGUCCGAGACAUCUAGAAAUGCGGGUCGCUUAACCCUUAUCCGUCCCUGAAAUAUUUACCAGUUUAAGUUCCUGGAGUGUCAAUUUGACACUCCGGCCUAAGACCACUUUACCGCUCUUGUUUCCCAAUCGAUUUUUACAAAAUUUAUUUUUAUUAAAUUUAAAUCUUGCGUGAAUUUCAGUGCAAGAAAAUCUGAGAAAUUUCCCGAUAGGAAAUUUGACAGAUGAAAAAUUUCGCCGUUCACAUAUUUAGUUGGGUGCCGAUUUAGUCUGGCUACGAAUCACCCUACUAAAUCAAUGACCCGAUUUAGUAUGCCGAUUAAUCGGGCUACGCUUGAAUAUGAAAUAGGUGCCAUACUAAAUCGGCUGAUGAGUGAGCUCACACAAUUACGUAUGAUUUAGUAGCACAAUAAGUUGAUCUACGUUAUCAGGGAGGAUUGGUCAAUUUAGUAGGUUUCGUAGGACUCUAUUUAGUUGGCAUACUUUAAGCCUAUUUAGUAUGGAAUGGUCAUAACUGAAUUAGUAUUUGACAUCUGUGUGUGAUGGAGUUCAUCGAUGGGAAAGCUUGGCCCACGUCAGCACGGAAGGUCUCGUCGGUCAUCAGUAAUUCGUUGGAGUGGCUAGCGCAUUUCUAUCGGUUCCAUCAUGACGACGUUCUACCUGACCAAGUUCCCAGACGUUUGCCGGAUAUGCCUGAAGCCGUAAUAGAAGGUGUUCCUGACUCCGAUGGAGGUAUCGUUUAUGAAUUCCGCCGCCCUCACCGUGGGUCAGUUUCUAGAUGCAGUGCUUGGAUGGCAAGCUUCUUCGCAGGACAUGUCGUUUCCAGAUCGGCUAAGUUAAAAGAUUUCGGCAUUCUCAUAAGAAAAAUCUCCACUGGACUUGCUCUAGUCAAGUCCAUACUGCUAUUAAAUAUGGCUUCGCAGGUUUACUUUACUAAAUCAUGUGACUAAUAAACCUUUUUGGUCGGGUGGUUCUAUUUUGCGGUAAAUCAAUCCGACUAUUUAAUACGAUUGGGUAGGGUGGUAGGAAAAGGAAUCGAUUUUUGAGACCAAUCAAUUCUGCUAUUUAGUCGGAUUGAGUUGGGUGGUACGAAGAAAAAUCCAUUUUCGCGAUCAAUCAAUCCGGCUAUUUAGUACGAUUGGGUAGGGUGGUAGAAAAAACAAUCGAUUUUUGAGGCCGAUCAAAUGCUAUUCAGUCGGAUUGAGUUGAGUGGUGCGAAGAAAAAUCAAUUUUUGCUGUCAAUCAAUCCGGCUAUUUAGUACGAUUGGGUACGAAUAUCUCAUCAACUUUAUCGCCCUACUAAUCAAGUGAUUUAGUCGGUUCCUACACAAUCAUGCUACUCAUCACCCUAUUUGAUAGGCCUACGAAAUCAGCCUAUUAAUCGGCUGAUGCCCAGCAAAAACUCCCAUAAGCGACGUUGCAACAAUAGGCCGAUUAGUAUGAACUAAAAUCGGCCGACGCACCCUUCGCGAGCCGACUAAGUAUGGUGAAUAGUAGGGUGUAUUUCCUAUCGGGUUAGAAUUCGUAAAAAGCCAACUACUACGUAAAAAACAGCUACCUUUGAAAACUCGUCAAAAAUUCUGUGUUUUGUGUUUUGGAAAAAUGUGAAAUGUGCAAAAUAACAUUUCAAUCCUCCUUUCAAAACUUAUCUGAUAUGACUCAAACAGUUGAGUGAAAAGUGCGAUUUCACACCACUUUUUUGUGUCCAUGAUUAAAAAAAUAAAAAAAUUGAACCCUUGUGUGCAACGUAUAGCUUCUAACUUCAGCUUUCUAGAAACCUAAGUGAAUAUUUUUUUGAGCAUUCCGUAGCUGAUCUACAGUUUUUUUUCCCUACCUACCUACCUAAGGGUCCUGAGCCAGCAUCUUCACUUGCUGCCAGCCAAGGCUUUUGUCAACUGUGCGCAUUUCAGUGGCUAGACUACUCCGCCACGAGCUUCUGGGCCUGCCUCUUCUUCGAUGCCCAUCUGGACUCCAGUCAAGUGCCUCUCUGCCAAUCUCGUUUUCAUCCAUCACCACUUACGUUCCCUUAUCUUGAUUUCUAGCGCCCUUUGAUGCCCCCGGCGAUGUAGUUCCACGUUUGAGAUCCAGUUGCCAGGCCACCAAACGCGGAUAGUAUUCCGCAGACAGCGAUUCACAAAAUUGCAGCUUUCGCGUCGUUAUCGCAUACGUGCACCAAGUUUCCCAUUCGUACAACAAUACGGAUUUGACGUUUGGGUUGAAGAUUCGGAUAUUUGUUCGUACUGAGAUCUGGUGUGAGCGCCAGAUGUUUCGGAGACUCGCAAAAGUAAGUCGGGUUUAUCUGAUCCGGGUCUCGAUGUCUUUUUCAAUACCACCAUCAGGCGUAACCUAGCUGCCAAGAUACUGGAACCACUCCACAUUCUCAACCUGUUGCCCAGCUACCACGAUAUUGGAACGAGUUUCUGUGUUGAUUCCAUCGAUUUGGUCUUUCAGACAUUGAAUUCGGGACCCGCUGCCUUGGAGCUUUCGGUGAGGUCGUCAAGUUUGCUCUGCAUGUUUUGUUGUCUUUGGGCGAGCAAAACAAUAUCGUCAGGCAGGUCAAGGUCGUUCAGUUGCUCCAUUUUCGAGGUAUUACACAGCAAUCCUCAGUUUGGUCUACAGUCAAUCGAUACAGUCAAGAUCUCAUCCAUUACGAUGAGAAAGAGUAGUGGUGAUAAGAUACAUCAUUGUCCUUGUCUCAGCAGUUACCGGUAUUGGAUAAGACAAACACCAUCGUGAAGGACCUUACACGAAAAUGACUCGUAUUGUGCUUCGAUGCGAUGGACUUAUUUCUCUGGGACUGCUCGUCGCCUUAGAGCUGCAUGGUUCAGUCGGUGGAAUGCUUUUUCGAAAUCAACGAACACCAGCAGAAGAGGGUCCUGGAACUCGUUGAUUUGUUCCAGUAUUAUUCGUAGCGUUGUGAUGUGGUCCAAACAUGAUCUUCCGGAUCCGAAUCCAGCUUGUUGCCGUCGGAGUGUAGCGUCAAUCUUCUCCUGGAUCACUUUGCAGAGUACUUUGUACAUUAUGCGGCCCGCAUAUUCAUAUGCAAUCAAUUUUGCAACCCGCAUACCCUCAUCACGGUUUCACUGGGAGAAAAAUUUAUUUUUUGGAAAUUAGCAUCGCUAAUUUUUGCACCAUUCGAAAGCCCUUUCAUUUGAGCCCAAAUUUGAAACAAUCCAUCGGGGGAUCUACACACUACCAAAAAAAUCUGUAAAAUUACAUCACAUAUGAUGUAAAUAAAAAGAAGCAUCAUAUAUUACGGAGUAUUCAGUGUCAGUUGGAAAUUACACGCCAGUAAAAUUUUGCAACUUGUAAAAUAAAAAAUUAUGUAAAAUUAGCAACGUGUAAAAUAAAAAUGAUGUAAAUUAUAAAAUCACUGAAUAUUGGAAGAAAAACUUUCCAAUUGGAUUUUUGUUUUGUUUUAUUUAAUAUGAUUCAAUAUGAUUCAAUACUGGAAUUUUCUCGUCUCUUAGUAAAAAUAGAAAUCCUUCUAUAAUUAAUACAAUUCAUUUUAUUUGGAGACAAAUUAUUUUAAUCACACACAUAAGUUUUAUUACUUUUAUUUUCUUCCACGACGUACCGGAUCCAAAGUUGAGCAACGUGGAUCCGCUUCCUAAACCGCACCCCUGCUUCUCGAAGAUCUCCGGGAACCAUCAAAACCGAUUAACUUACUCGCGCGCGGGAAAAAUACUUUGGCGCACGACUUGACUUAACAGUUUUUCUCACAUUUGUCUGUUCCUGUUCUUCACAGUUUAUAAUUUUACAUGCCAUUAUCACGUUCAGUGUAUUGUAAUAUUUCAUGUCGUGUAAUUUUAAGAAAUUUCCAAUUCAGUGUUGUUGAUUAUUUUGUGUGACCAAAAAAAAGUUUUAAAAUUACAUCACAUAUGAUGGAACAAAAAAGAAGCAUCACAGAUGAUGGAAUUUUCAGGGCGAGUUGAAUGUUACACGUCUAUAAACUUCAACAGACGUGUAAAAUUUGAAAGACAUGUAAAAUAUUAAGACGUGUAAUAUUUAAUUCGCACUGAAAAUUCCGUCGUAUGUGAUGCUUCUUUUUAUUUACAUCAUAUGUGAUGUAAAUUUACAUCAAAUAUUCGCGUUCCGUGUCAAGUAAUAUUUGUGUCAUACAAAUUCAGUGCUUUUAAGGAUUCAACUUUUUUUAAUUUGUAAAUUUACAUCAAUAAAUCGCGUUCCACGUCAUGUAAUGAUACAGCUUUUCAAUUUCAGUGUUGUUAAGGAUUCAGAUUUUUUUUCUGUGUAGCUCUUAUCAUCAGUUUAUGGUAAAAUGGCGAAAUUUUAAAAUUGGGUUGGUUAAAUACCAACAGCGUGACUUGAAUUACUUAAAUCCAUACAUUUAUCAAUAAGGUUCUAUUUUAAAUUAUAGAUAACUGAUAACCCAUUUUCAUCAUUUUCUUACCGCUAAGCACAGCAAUAAUGCUGCACAUAGAAACAAAAACCAAAUAUAAAAUCUGGUUAAAACGAAAGCAUGGUGAAAAAUUUAAAAAAUCACAGAAUCAUCCUGUUUAUAGAUAAAAGAUUAGGGCCACCCUCAUAACGAAGCGUCUUGAAGUGUGUCACUAUACAAUGUUUAAUUUGUUGAACAACAAAGGGUUCAUUAGAUAUGUUGAAAUUGUCCAUCCAAACCAUACUGUUGGUAUAAGAUCGAAGACAAGUGUAAAUCUUAGCUAAGAUUCCCAGUGGCCCCUUUUCCGCACUACGAGAAAACACGUUUCCAAUGCUCCUAGAAUACCCAAAGCAAAAAUCCCACCUUAUUUUUUCAACCCCAUACACCAUACAGCACCAAAAGUCAGCCUCCUCUCCCAAUAGUUAGAUAUAUUUUUUUCUGUAAAUAAAAAAAAACAGUAGUGUUUACUAAACGUA
Molecule: messenger RNA, 15227 nt
Organism: Uranotaenia lowii
Lineage: Eukaryota; Metazoa; Arthropoda; Insecta; Diptera; Culicidae
Product: serine-rich adhesin for platelets
Exons: 7
Coding region: 1266-7862 (2198 amino acids)
Molecular function (GO): protein binding
Source: RefSeq, a predicted model, not a curated record